GGGGACUGCGCUGGGCCAGCUGGGACCAGGUUGUUUCCCGUCCCCCCAGGGCGCCUGCUGACCGGUGACUGUCAGAAGAACAUCCACCUCUGGACGCCCACGGACGGCGGCUCCUGGCAUGUAGACCAGCGGCCAUUCGUGGGCCACACACGCUCCGUGGAGGACUUGCAGUGGUCCCCGACCGAGGACACGGUAUUCGGCUCCUGCUCAGCUGACGCCUCCAUUCGCAUCUGGGACAUCCGGGCCGCCCCCAGCAAGGCCUGCAUGCUCACCACUGCCGCCGCCCACGAUGGGGACGUCAACGUCAUCAACUGGAGCCGCCGGGAGCCCUUCCUGCUCAGCGGCGGGGAUGACGGGGCCCUUAAGGUGUGGGACCUGCGGCAGUUCAAGUCUGGCUCCCCGGUGGCCACUUUCAAGCAGCACGUGGCCCCCGUGACCUCCGUCGAGUGGCACCCCCAGGACAGUGGGGUCUUCGCAGCCUCGGGUGCAGACAACCAGAUCACACAGUGGGACCUGGCGGUGGAGCGGGACCCCGAGGCGGGCGACGCGGAGGCCGACCCUGGGCUGGCGGACCUCCCCCAGCAGCUGCUGUUUGUGCACCAGGGCGAGACUGACCUGAAGGAGCUGCACUGGCACCCGCAGUGCCCGGGGGUCCUGGUCAGCACCGCCCUGUCCGGCUUCACCGUCUUCCGCACCAUCAGCGUCUGAGCCGGCCUGGACCCGCAGUGCCCCGGGGUCCUGGUCAGCACCGCCCUGUCCGGCUUCACCGUCUUCCGCACCAUCAGCGUCUGAGCCGGCCUGGGAGCUGGCGUUGAGGCUGGUUUCCUGGAAGGGACUCGGUCAGCUCUGCGGACCGGCCCUCCUCCAAAGGACUUCGCUCGGCCCAUUGGCCCCCAGGAUGGAUUCUGCUUGACUUGCUGUUCUUUAAAGGGCCUUGGUUCGGUCUGAGGACCCCUCCAGCGAAGGACUUGGUUUGAUCCAUGGCGCUCUGAGACAGCGUCGCCAGCCUUCAGCACCACCGGUUGGCGACCACUGCUCUCAAACCACUGGGUUUGGCUCCAGCGGCCCCACCCGCCCAGAGACGUGGUUCAGCCCAGUGACUCACCCCCACCCUUCAGGGGACGCUGUUGGCCCAUUUCGAAGGUGGGCCUGGGGUGGCCCCAGUUACUAGGGAUGUUUUGUCAGCUGAGGCCCUUGGCUUGACCCUUUGACCUCAGGGAACUCAAGUGCUUUGCAAUGACUGGACCGAGUUUGAGGGGUGGGUCCCCCCGGAGGAUUAGGUUUUGCCAGGACUCCCCAGUGGGGGCUGCGUGGGCUUUCUCUCCUCUGUGCUGAAGGCAGGCACUGUGGAGGAGGAAAGUUGGGGGGGGGGGGGUCCUAAAAGCCAAUAAAGGAGGGAAUAGGCCUGAUGUA
Myotis lucifugus (little brown bat) is the source of this 1413-nucleotide messenger RNA. RefSeq names its product glutamate rich WD repeat containing 1 (gene GRWD1). Gene Ontology annotation, molecular function: protein binding. Lineage: Eukaryota; Metazoa; Chordata; Mammalia; Chiroptera; Vespertilionidae. The record is from RefSeq and is a predicted model, not a curated record.